Motacilla alba alba is the source of this 2866-nucleotide messenger RNA. It is a transcript of the gene IL10RA, whose product is annotated as interleukin 10 receptor subunit alpha. The transcript is spliced from 7 exons. Lineage: Eukaryota; Metazoa; Chordata; Aves; Passeriformes; Motacillidae. The record is from RefSeq and is a predicted model, not a curated record. The coding region runs from base 422 to 2146 and encodes 574 amino acids. Gene Ontology annotation, molecular function: protein binding.
AGCCCAAAGGAGGGGAAAGGCAGAACCCCGUCCUGGGGCUGCUGGAACCUGGCUGGAUUCAGGACAGAACACGGUGCUGUGCUCAGGAAAACCCCUGUGCCAGGUCACCCUCGGUGCUGACACUCACCUGUGCCCUGCUUUUAACAUCACAUUUCACAACAAAGCAGCAAAGGCAGAGACAUCCCUGACUCGUACUUGCCUUUCUCAGCACGGCCCAGCUUUGCUCAGAAAAGCCCCAGAACUGAGUGGGUGGACAGCGAAGAGAAGUGGAAGUGGCUGCUCAGUGACUUUCCUGGCGCUGUUUGAACGCCUCCGAGACGUCACUGAGCCGGCCCCUGGGGGAAAAACGAGCGCUCAGCUCCCGCCGGGGCACAGCCCGGCUCCGCGCUCGCCCUGCUGCCACGGAGGAUGCUGAGCGGCCAUGGUCCCCUCUGCCACCGCCCUGGCGCUGUGCCUGGCGCUGCUCCUCGCCUGCCCCACGCACGGUGAGAAGCUGGCUCCCCGCUCCGUGCGCUUCGCCGCCGAGGUGGGCUGGCACCUGCUGAGGUGGGAGCCGGGGCACGGCUGCCCCAGCAACGCCCGCUACGACGUGGAGUACGUCGUCUACGGCUCAAACAUCCCCUGGACAGCCAUCCCAGAGUGCACCAACACCUCGGAGCACUCCUGUGACCUCACCCGCUACACCCUGGACCUGGAGCAGCGCUACUACGCGCGGGUCAGGGCCAUGGCCGGGAACAAAACGUCCUCCUGGAAAAAGACUGGCAGCUUCUCCCCACUGCAAGCUGGGCCGCGCCUGGCGAGCCAGAGCCUCUCCGUGGUGGGCAACUCCAUCCAGGUGCGGCUGCAGCUGCUGCUCCCCCCCGGGAACAUCACCCAGGAGUACAGGGACUUCCAGAGGGAAAUGACCCACUACCACGUGUACCUCAGGAGGACACGGGACAACCAAACGAUCACGGUGGUGAAGAACAGCAGCGAGUUCACCAUCAGGGAGCUGUUCUGGCUCACAGAGUACUGCCUGAGCGUGGAGCCCAGGCUGGCCCACCGGCCCGUCCCCACCACGCGCUCCGGCGAGCAGUGCGUCACCACCGGCCCCAGGGACAGGAGUGCAGAGCGGCUCCCGAGCAUCCUCAGCUCCUUCUUCAUCGUCCUGUCCUUGCUGGGGCUCCUGGGGGCUCUGCUGGCGUGUACCUACAUCAGGAAACCCGUGAGGACACCGUCUGCCCUGAAGUCCUUCAUGAAGCAGAGCUCCCUCUGGGUGGAGCACGAGCCCCCGUCCUUGGCCAGCCUGGAUGCAGACCCCAUCCAGCAGCUCUUCCUGUGCCAGAAGGAGCCCCAGCCGGGCAGCAGCCCUGACAGCAGCACCAACGCAGCCCAGCCGCCCCUGGGGCAGGGCUGGAAGCUCCCAGCGUGGCCCAAGGACCAGCUGGGGCCCGCGGGGAGCAGGGACAGCAGUGGCACCAGCACCGACAGCGGCAUCUGCCUGCACAUCCCCUCCUCCUCCUCCUCCUCCUCCUCCUCCCUGAGCUGCUCCGAGCCCCAGGGCUACAGGCAGCAGCUGCCCACGGCCGAGGACAGCGGGGUGGGCUUGGAGAGCCCCUGUCCUGCUGCUGGCUGCUCCUCUGGCAGCGGGAACGCCAGCCCGGGGCUGUGCCCUGCCACCAGCCAGGCAGAAGUGCAGUUCCGGGGGUACCUGCAGCAGUCCAAGGGCACCUUGGAGCCAGAGGGGGUCCCGGAUGAGGGAGAGCCCCUCUGGAGCUGUGCAGCGUCCGUGCAGGGCCUGGGCAGCACCGACACCGCGCUGGACGUGGAGUGCUCCGAGCUGGCUGUGCCCAAAGGGUAUUUGAAGCAGUCCUGCCCCGAGCAUCCCCUCACGCAGCACCUCGCUCCCUGGGGAGCCCCUGCCUGCGACUUCUCUGGCCAGGUGGGGCCCCAAGCCCCCACCCUGCUCAGCUGGGCAGCCCCAGCUGCUCCACUGACCUGCAAAGCCAGCCCUGAUCUGAAAACUCCCUUUGACCUCAACAUCUUCAACAACACUGCCUUCCUGGGGACGCUGCCGCUCGCCCCCAGCCUCAGCUCCAGCUGGAUCCCGCUGCCCACCGAGCCCCUGGGCCAGCUCGGCGGGGACAGCAAGGACAGCCGCCUGUGACCCGUCCCCUGGGGGCCACCAGCCCCGUGCUCCGACCCUACUACCUCAUCUGCCUCUGGAUAAGCUACUCCUGACCCCGGAAUGUCCACGGUGCCAGGCCCAGCCGUGGCCCAGGAGCACCAGCUCGGCCACUGGUGGGGCUGCUUUGCUGUGGGCAGCCCCCAGUGCACCCCUCCAGCCCCCCAGCUAUGGGAGACAGGGAUGGGCUGUGCUGGAGGGGCUCAUGCCCACCUCCUCGGGCCACCAAGGACACACCCAGGGCACCUCUGCCUUGCCUGCCCUCCUCAGCAGCCCAGCGCGGGCUGCAGGGCCACCCUCGGGGCCUGGGCUGGUCCUGUGCUCCCACUUCCCCCUUUCCUGGGCACGCUGGGCUCCUGCUGCUGACGUCCCCACUCCUGGAGCCAUCCCAGCCUUUCACAACACAGCGGCUGAGGGCGGGGGUCAGGCUGACAUCAGCACCCUGCUGCUGGCAGCACGGGGCUCCUGCCCUGCCUGGCCCCACAGGGACGGACCCAGAGACUUUCCUGAGCCUACAGAGACCCUCCAGCCCCCAGCCCCUCUGGGGGAGCCCCAGGGCAGGAUACGGGAUGCACCUGCGGGCCCAGCACGAGCCAGGGCAGUCCUACCCACACUAUGGUCUGUGUUCUGCCACUCCUGGAUACAGACGUUAUUUAUUGCGUUUCAUUUGUAAAUACAGAAAGGAUGUGUUAUUUAUUUGGU